Xenia sp. Carnegie-2017 is the source of this 1411-nucleotide messenger RNA. RefSeq names its product syntaxin-like. The record is from RefSeq and is a predicted model, not a curated record. The transcript is spliced from 11 exons. Bases 123 to 986 code for a protein of 287 amino acids. Gene Ontology annotation, molecular function: SNAP receptor activity; SNARE binding. Gene Ontology annotation, biological process: exocytosis; vesicle fusion; intracellular protein transport. Gene Ontology annotation, cellular component: endomembrane system; plasma membrane; SNARE complex. NCBI's taxonomy places the organism in Eukaryota, Metazoa, Cnidaria, Anthozoa, Malacalcyonacea, Xeniidae.
AACGCCUACUUGUUCCUAGUCUCUCAGACGAAACACUACUCACUAUGGCGGAUUCUUGAAAGAGGAUAUACACAGUAAAAAAUUGGUUGUUUUCUCUCGAUUUUUGUUUGUCGUUGCGCACGAUGAGGGACAGACUACGGGCAUUACAGGCGGCUGCCCAGAAAACCGAGGAUUUUGCUAGUGAUGACGAUGAACACACAGUUCAAAUCGAUCAAAGUUUCAUGGACGUCUUUCAGAAAGAGGUGAACGAUAUUCGUAAUAGUAUUGAGGGCAUCAAACGAAAUAUCGACAAUGUGAAGAAAAAACACAGUUCUAUUCUUUCAGCGCCUGUUGUCGACGAUCGCGUCAAUUCAGAACUUGACAAUCUAAUGGGUGUGAUUAAAAAAGAUGCAAACAAUGUGAGGGCUAAGCUCAAGGCUAUGGAACAGAAAAUUCAUGAUGACAGGGAAAAUGCCCAAACAAGAAUCAAAGUUGGCCAGCAUGCAGCCUUGUCUCGAGAUUUUGCUGAUGUAAUGUCUAACUACAACACAAUUCAAGUUUCGUACAGAGAAAAGUGUAAAGAAAGGAUUCAGCGACAAUUGGAUAUAACUGGACAAUCAAAAAGUAGUGAAGAGGUUGAAGACAUGUUGGAAAAGAAAAAUAUUGCUUUGUUCACAUCAGGGAUUAUUAUUGAGACGCAGCAAGCAAGACAAGCUUUGGGCGACAUCGAGGCUCGACAUCAGGACAUAGUAAAUCUAGAGAAAAGCAUUCGGGAACUACAUGAAAUGUUUCUUGAUAUGGCGAUGCUAGUAGAAAGCCAGGGUGAAAUGAUAAAUAGAAUUGAACACAAUGUUGACAACGCUGCAGAUUAUAUUUCAUCGGCAAAAAAUGAAACUAAGAAAGCAGUAAAAUAUCAGAGUAAAGCUCGAAGGAAAAAAAUAAUUGUGGCAAUUCUUUGUGUGCUAUUGCUUAUCAUCAUCGGGGUGAUAAUUUACGUUUCUGUGUGAACUAGAUGACCUGUGGUAACAUGUCAGCCGAUUGCUUGUAUGAAGCCAUUGCCAUGCUAAAAGUAUCAUAUUUUUAUGUGUAGUUGAAAAUUUUAGUAUUAACAUGAUUUUCACUUUAUCAAGAAAGUUGGGUAGAUAUAUAUACAUGAUUUCUUUUGGAAAAUGCUAGUUGGCCACAAGCAACAAAAGUAUUGUUUUCUUUGAGUGAGAGGAAGGACUUUGCACUUGCCAAAGAGACUUCAAUACUAGUAUUUAUGAAUUAGACAAAAAUCCAGUCAAUCACUACUGAGUUAUAAAAUUUGCAUACAUUCUUGUUGAAUGCUACAUAUCAUCAAACAAGGUCAAAAUAAUUUGUUCUAUAAUUACAAUUUACAUACAUGUAUUUAUAUAACAUUGAUUCAAGAAAAUAUCAGUUUUGAAUCAUA